AUGGCGCAGCAGCAGGGUCCUGCUGUUGCUCCUCCAUACCUGGCAGGACGAGAUGAUCGCCGGCCCUUCCAGCACUCGCACGUUCCCGCAGAGCAUUCGGCGCUGAUCCAAUCGAGAGAGACGGGCGAUGUGCUGCCGGACGACAGCCCUCGAGGGCAGGUCAAGGCGCUGCCGUUUGCAAAGUCCUGGGUGCACUUCAUGGCCGGAGGUGUUGGUGGCAUGACGGCCGCAGCAGUCACAGCACCGCUCGACGUCCUCAAGACGAGACUCCAGUCCGACUUCUACCAGGCCCAGAUCCGCGCGUCCAGAGCCGCCCAGGCGCAAGCUCUGCGGCCUCUCAAUCCCCUGCGCAGCGCCAUGUACCACCUCUCGGACACGCUGCGGAUCCUGGGCUCGGUCUACCGCAUCGAGGGAUCGAGCGCGCUGUUCAAGGGCCUGGGGCCCAACCUGGUGGGCGUCAUCCCCGCGCGCAGCAUCAACUUCUACGUCUACGGCAACGGCAAGCGCCUCAUGGCCGAGUACUGGAACCAGGGCGUGGAGGCGCCGUGGGUGCAUCUGCUGGCGGGCGUCACGGCCGGCGUCGCCACCAGCACGGCCACGAAUCCCGUCUGGAUGGUCAAGACGCGCCUGCAGCUGGACAAGAACGUCUCGGAGCGCAGCGGCGGCGCCACGCAGCGUCUGUACCGCAACAGCUGGGACUGCGUCAAGCAGGUGGUGCGCGACGAGGGCGUGCGCGGCCUGUACAAGGGCAUGAGCGCCAGCUACCUGGGCGUCGUCGAGUCGACAAUGCAGUGGAUGCUGUACGAGCAGCUCAAGGCCUAUCUCGCGCGGCGGGAGGCGCUGAUUGUGGCCAGCCGCCGGCCAAAGACGUACUGGGACCGCGUGGUGGAUGUCAUGGGCAACGGCGGAGCUGCAGGUGGCGCAAAGCUCGUUGCCGCGGUCAUUGCCUAUCCCCACGAGGUUGCGAGAACUCGCCUGCGACAGGCUCCUCUGGCAGACGGCAAGCUCAAGUACACGGGCUUGGUCCAGUGCUUCAAGCUCGUCUGGAAGGAGGAAGGCCUCAUGGGUCUCUACGGCGGCUUGACGCCUCAUCUCAUGCGAACGGUGCCUAGUGCGGCAAUCAUGUUUGGCAUGUACGAGGUCAUUCUGCGCUUCUUCCACACGCCCGCCUAA
Trichoderma atroviride IMI 206040 is the source of this 1173-nucleotide messenger RNA. RefSeq lists its product as uncharacterized. The record is from RefSeq and is a predicted model, not a curated record. NCBI's taxonomy places the organism in Eukaryota, Fungi, Ascomycota, Sordariomycetes, Hypocreales, Hypocreaceae. Gene Ontology annotation, biological process: pyrimidine nucleotide import into mitochondrion. Gene Ontology annotation, molecular function: pyrimidine nucleotide transmembrane transporter activity. Gene Ontology annotation, cellular component: mitochondrion.